AUGCGGGGGCACAUCCCUCGAUCAAGAACACAGUUCUACGAAUUCGAGUAUAGAGCUGUACACGAUGACCGCAGUCCAGGGCAUCUCGACCAUCCAGAGUGCAAGUUUCCAGAUUUUCCUCCGCCAGCCACCCAGAAGCGCACGCAAAAUAUAAUAACAGGUGUGAUUUGGUUUGGCUUAAUACUUUUGGGAUCUCUUCUAGCAGUCAACGUUGUCAUCACAGUUCUUCUUGCAGUAAGAGUGGACAACGACGGAUUCGAUUCCAACAAACCAGAAUAUGCGCUAUACAAAAACACCAUUUUCAAGGAUUGCUACAACAGGGCUCUGCCCACAAUCACACAUGACUGUUCCGCAAUUAUGGCUAGGCUACAAGAAACAAAAAGUGAUUAUGGGUUCUUCAGCAAGCCAUACCUGUCACAGUCGAACUAUCUGGAUACCAACCGAACUGCAUAUGACUGGUGCGACAUAAUGAGCUGUUUGAAUGGUUUCAAGAUCAUACCAUCCAAGCCACGUUCAUCGGCCUUCUGGCCUACGACUCUUGAUGUAUGGAAUAAGUCUGGUAUUACUUUCCUCCUGGCCUUUUGGCAACUCCACAAGCUACAUCGCGCUCGAUGGAGAAAAGAGAACACACCAUGCAAGGAAAUGGAGUGGGAUACUUGGAUAAUUCUGGCUUGGGAUGUGGCUUCAUUUAUCUGGUGGUGUGUUGGUCUUGGCAGAUUUGCGCUGGCUCCAGCACUACACCCAAUGCCCUCCAUGCUCGGCUGGGUAUCGACCUGGAAGAAUAGUUACAUGAUACAAUACCACCCAUAUGGUUGUAUAUUGCGCCACUCUCCUAACAGAUUACGAGUCGCAAAGUGGACACUCAUCACACUAGCAACUCUUCAGUGGAUAGGUGGAGUAUACAUUGCGAUAAACACCGCCAAGCCAGGUCUAGCUAGAUCCUCAUACUAUCCCGCCUACGAAUGUCUAGCCUCGCAAAUUUCUGAGGCACCUGGAGUGUCCACGUGCUCAGCAGAUCAGAUCUGCUCCAAGGUGACAAUGUUCGGUUCAGUUCGCUUUGAUUUCCCAAACCAAUUUAUCCAGGGCUUUACUUCGUUUAUUGGACUUUUCGCCGCCCUAUCGGGUGUUGCUAUCAUGAGGGGAUGUACUAUCGGCAUGUUUCCACUGAUUGCAUAUAUGUUCAAAGGGGCAACCGUUGCUAAAUGGAGGAAAAAGGCUUCAAAAUAUGACUUUGGGUUUUCCGGUUCUGUGUGCAUGGCAUCUGGUGGAAGUGCGAUUAUUGGCGCGGUGACUGUGGCGGAGGCUUUGGGGGCUUUCGGACGUGAUCGUGUGGGCCCUGUGGUAUUGCACUGGGACUGUAAUGUGGUGCAUGUCAAUGUAAGCCCAUGGAGGUACUAUCUGGAUGUGGACUAUGCUCUACCACUACGCAUAGCCAAGAUGUGGUUCAAUUCAUGA
Molecule: messenger RNA, 1455 nt
Organism: Penicillium griseofulvum
Lineage: Eukaryota; Fungi; Ascomycota; Eurotiomycetes; Eurotiales; Aspergillaceae
Exons: 2
Coding region: 1-1455 (484 amino acids)
Source: RefSeq, a predicted model, not a curated record